AUGCCCCAAUUGUAUUCCCUAUUCCUUUUAUUGCUCCUCUUUGCGAGCACUUGUCAUGGUAAGGAUCUCCUUGAGAUCUAACUGCUCCAAGCUCAUUUUCAGCCGGUCCUACCAUCCUCAUCACCGGCUCGACGACUCAAAAUGCAGCCAAGGAGCAGUUCCUCGGCGACUACGUUCCUCAAUCUGUUGUGAAAAGUGAGUGUUUGAUAGUAAACUCUCUUCAAUCGAAAAGAAGGAAGAGGAAGGGAUCCCGCGCUCAUAACACAUCUGUUUUACAAACCGCCCACACUAUCGGCUCGGCGAGCACCAACGAAACUACUGCAAAGUGAAUGAGAGAUAACGCGGGAAAACAAGACGGGGAACAGAUGCCGAUCAAUCUUUUUGACAACUCUAUCUAUCCAGUCGGGCAAAACUGUUGACGUUGAAACUUUUAUUUUGAAACAAACGAAAAACAUCUGGUCAUGUUUCCAUUUUAGAUGCCCAAUCCACUCGCAAGAACAUCGUGGUUUUCCACAGAGAAGAAUUGGAUAAUGUUCACGGCGUUCUCACCCGGCGAAUCGAGCAGUUCGGAGGAGUUCAGAUCGACAAAAACGUAUCGACCAUCGUCUACACCAAAACCAAAUACGACUCUCUGAACUCCGAAGAACUCGAAGCACUGGAAGUCCUGCUCAGAACCGAAAGAUCGCUUUAUGUGGUCGAUUUCGAUUCGGGAAACGAGCCAAGUUGGACGGACGUUGCCGAUUGUUGGGCAACUUCCUCGGUUGCCUCCGAUUCAUCGAACACUGUCUACUUUUGCAACAAGGUAAACAACUAAAUAUAGGGAAACUUGCAAAAAAAUAGGCUUUCAGAAAGACGCUCUCCCGCCAUUUUCACUGAAAACCGCUCAAAUUCCAAUUGAAAAGAAAGUCUUCACUCCGAUCGCAUCCAGCUUCUUCGUCAGUGCCGCUAACAAAAAGUAUCGUGUUGACAAGAAAAAGGUAUUCUAAAAUUAUCAACUUUUCAAUUCACAGUCCUAUUUUCAGAUGGAAGAAGAGCUGGAGGAUGAGAUCCAAGAUAUUGUCGAUGAGACAAUGAAGACGGUCGAGAGGAGGAAGAAGAACAAAAAUGAUGAAGAUGAUGAUGAUGAUGAUGAGGAUGAAAAUGAAUUCGACAACAAGCACGAUCCGAAACGCGAUCACCGUCUCCACUGCAAGUACCGCAAGACGUGUUACGAGACCGGAAAGCGCGGCCUCAUCGAGCCAUACGACUUCUCGAUCGAUCAUCUCUUCCACUUCUGGAGAGCUCCCGCCUCCCAGCAGCAUCAUUUGCCUAAGACCGAGGAUGCCGAUCAGGACGGAGUGCCAGACUCGGAAGACGACGAUGUGAACCUUGCGGAUCGCAAACUCGUGUGCAAGUACCGUACCACUUGCUACAAGGAGCACGACAUCCCGUUGAGCGACAAGCAACAGGAGAAGGAACGGAGUUUCAUCUCAGCCAAACUUCAGGCACCACAGGGAAAGAAGCGAACACUCAAGGACAUUGCUGAAAAGGCUGUGAGUAAAGUAAAGGAAAGAGAAGAGGAGGUCAAGACGCGGCCACUGCCGAACUCGCUGAUUGUCGAGAAGAAACUCCAAGCGAUCGAGGAUCAGCUGCAGAAAAAGGUCGGUUGCAAGUACCGCAAGUCGUGUUACGAAACUGGCGAGCUGCCGGACAUUGACGACUCCAGCUUCACGUUCAAAAUCCCAUUCCUUUCAUCCGGAGACGAUGAUGAUGAUGACGACGACGAGAAGGAGGAGAAAUCGUUCGGUGAGAUGGAAGAUUUAGAGAAGAAGCACUACUGCAAGUACCGCAAGUCGUGCUACGAAACAGGAGAAAAGCCAGAGAUCGAGAACGAGCUGGUGGUUGAGUCUUUCCACGAUAUUCUAGACGUUCCAAACAUCGUGGAGACCCGAAAACUUACUGUUCAGGAGAGGUGCAAGUACCGAAAAUCGUGCUACAAGACUGGCGUUCUGCCCGAUCUGAGCCAAGACGACGAGCACAUCGAGAAAGUGGCCAACAAGGAAGUGAGCUCGAUUGUCCCGUCGACCGUUCAGGACUUGAAGACGUUGUGCAAGUAUCGCAAGUCGUGUUAUCAAGAGAUUAUCGAGGCGCCGAGUGUGGACACUGUUCAAUCGAUUCGGAAGAGACGACUGAUCGAGAAGGAGGUCAGGAAGAGAAGAACUCGCCGUCAUAGAAGACUUCACAAGCGACGUGCGAUGAUGAGCAGAUACGGGAUGACGAGUGGACCGUCCAGCAAGUACGAGAAGGUUGAGAAGACGCAGAAGGAACUGCAGGACAUCGCCGAUGCUCGCGAAAGUCGAAAGGAUGUUCUGGCGCCGAAAUCCAUCAAGAUUCAAGUUAAGAAGAAGGAAAAAGCUUCAAAGAUUGUUCAAGAAGCCCCGGAAGCCCCGGAAGCUGAUGAGGAUGAUGAUAAGGAGCCAGAACCAGAGCCAGAACCAGUCAAGAAAAACAAGAAGAGCUCGAAGAAGGAACCGGAGCCAGAACCGGAACCAGAAGAGGAUCCCAAACCAGAACCCGUGAAAAAGUCAAAGAAGAGCUCGAAGAAAGUGAAGGAACCAGAGCCUGCGCCCGAGCCUGAAGAGGAAGAAGAGCCGGUAGUUGUUGCCGUUCCAGUUCCAGUUAAUUUGUCCUCCAAGAAGAGCAAGAGAAGCCUAAAGAAGGCGAAGGAACCGGAACCUGAAGACGAACCAGAGCCAGCAGUUGAAUAUGAACCGGAAUCAGAGAAGGAGGCGGAGCAAGAGCCAGAACCAGAGCCAGUGAAAAAGAACAAAAAGAGCUCAAAGAAGGCCAAAGAACCGGAACCAGAGCCAGAGCAAGAACCAGAACCACCAGUCAAAGUUGAGAAGAUAUACAAAGAGAGUGCCGAGCCUGAGUUUGUUGAGAAGAGCAGAGAAAAAGAGGAUGAUGACGACGAUGAUGAUGAUGACAACGAGUUCGACAACAAGCACGACCCAAAACGUGAUCACCGUCUUCACUGCAAAUACCGUAAGACUUGCUACGAGACGGGAGAGCGUGGGCUCAUUGAACCGUACGACUUCUCCCUCUGGCAUCUCGUGCACUUCUGGGCCGCCCCUCCAUCUCAGCAGCAUCACAACUACGGAAAGCACAAGGAUUCGGACGGCGAUGGUAUUCCGGAUCUUGAGGAUAAGGAUACUGCCAUGUCGUAUCGGAAGCUGUCGUGCAAGUAUCGUCCAUCUUGCUAUGAGCAGUACGGACUGCCGGUCGAUGAGAAGGUUCUGGAGAGGGAGCAGAAGCGGACAGUCAAAGAUGAUUCGGCAAAAGACGACAACGACGAUGAUGAUGAUGAUGACGAUGACAAAGAGAGAAAAAUUUUUUUGAGCGCCGCGGAUCGUCGUCUCGAAUGCAAGUAUCGUAGAUCAUGCUACGAUAGCGGAGUCUUGCCGAGCAUUCAGCAGUGGAGUGAGGCACCAGCUCUCUUUGAAACCAUCGAGAUUAGCUCGAAAAAUCUGAAAAUGGAAAAGUGCAAGUACAGAAAGUCUUGUUACGAAGCCGCCGGACUCAAUGACAAGGAAGCCGAAGUGACGGAGGAGGAGGAGCUCAAAAAGCCUCAUCUGAAGGAGAAGCUAAAGCCAGUGGAGCCACCGACGGAACGUCAUCACCACUCGAAGCACGGAAAGAAGAAGCAUCAGGAGCCGAAGGAGAGCGAAGAGGACGAUGACGACGACGAGAACGAGGAGCUAGAGGAGAAACCGAAGAAGAACAAGGAGGAGCGGAAGGAGGAGGCGGCGGUGCACAAGCAGACUGAUCAAGAGACUUUGGAGCAGGAGCACAAGGAGCUGCACUUGUCGACGGCCGAGAAGAGCUGGUGCAAGUACCGAAAGUCGUGCUACUCUUCGGUCGAACCAUCUGCUGCGAAGCAAGAUCACUCGGGAACGAUGGCCAGGAGAGGUGAGAUUUCACAAAAAUUAAGAUUUCUUAGUUGAAAUUCAAUAAUUUUGCAGCUGGAAGCGGUCAGAAAUGUCAUAUUUAUUACUUGUCGUGUCGCGAAACGAUGGGCCUUCCUCCCAAGGAGAAGGCGCCAAUGGGUCCGAAGGGCAAGCGGCUGUGCCGAAAGAAGAAGACCGACUGA
Molecule: messenger RNA, 4129 nt
Organism: Caenorhabditis sp. 36 PRJEB53466
Lineage: Eukaryota; Metazoa; Nematoda; Chromadorea; Rhabditida; Rhabditidae
Source: the annotation of a GenBank genome assembly